Messenger RNA from Bombina bombina (fire-bellied toad), 1289 nucleotides. It is a transcript of the gene HSPBP1, whose product is annotated as HSPA (Hsp70) binding protein 1. The record is from RefSeq and is a predicted model, not a curated record. NCBI's taxonomy places the organism in Eukaryota, Metazoa, Chordata, Amphibia, Anura, Bombinatoridae. Gene Ontology annotation, molecular function: protein binding. Bases 181 to 1161 code for a protein of 326 amino acids. The transcript is spliced from 8 exons.
CACACUGUAUACAGUAUAUAUUGCUUGGCAGCAAGUCACAUUAUAUAUCAGCGAGUAAGACUGAAUGGGAUGCAUUAUCGUGUUUCUAUAAAGGAUUCAUUAGAGAGUUGACUAAGAUCACGAUUGCAUUAGUGUUUGUUUUUCAGCUGACAUAGACAUAAUUUCCUGAUAAUUCUAACCAUGGCAGACGGAGGACAUGAGGGAAAUAGACCCCCUAGACAAAACCUACAAGGUUUGCUUCAAAUGGCCAUCGAAGCAGGCUCAGCAGAGUCAGAUAGUACAAAUCAAAUGGAGCAAAUGUCUGAAGAGAGGAAACAGUGGCUGCAAGAAGCUAUGAGCAGCGCUUUUGCAGGCCAAGCAGAUGAGGUGAAGCAGAUGAAAGAAUGUCUUCAGGAGCUGAGCGCAGACACUAGCAGCUCAGAGGGGGAAGAGCGAAAAGUAAGAGCGCUGGAAUUGCUAGCAGAUUUGUGUGAGAACCUUGAUAAUGCUGCUGAUUUCUGCAAACUUGAUGGGAUGAAUCUUCUACUGAGUCGUUAUUUAGAAUGCCAGGAGUCUGAACUGCGAUGGAGAACUGCUGACCUGAUUGGCAUUUGCAGUCAGAAUGUACCAUUUGUUCAGGAGACUGUGCUUAGUUUCGGAGCCAUGAAAAAACUGUUACACUUGCUGGACCAUGACAGCAGUGAAGAGGUCAGAGUUAAAGCCCUUUUUGCUGUUUCAUGUUUGGUGAGGGAGCAGGAAGCCGGACUGUUGGAAUUUAUUAAGCAGGAUGGUUUCUCUGUUUUAAUGCGGGCUAUGCAAAGUGAUGUUACGAAACUGAAAAUUAAGUCUGCAUUCUUGUUGCAGAACCUGCUGCACAGCCACCCAGAACAUAAAGGCACCCUUUGCUCUAUGGGUAUGGUACAGCAGCUGGUUUCUUUGCUCCGCACCAAACAUAGUCCCUUUCAUGAGUACGUCUUAGGUGCCCUAUGCAGUUUGGUCUCAGACUUUCCACAAGGUGUGAAUGAGUGCCGAAUUCCUGAACUGGCUUUUGAAGAGUUUCUUAAAGAGCGAUGUCAACUUAUACAUAAACAGGAGGAAUUCCAGGAAGAACUAGAGUAUUGUGAGAGGCUUCUUGCUCUUUGCUUCAGAAACUUUCCAGAGGAUAACAACAUGGACCGAUGAUAGCAUGAAAAUAUAUAUCAUUUUUGUGACUUUUUCUUCGCAGAAUUGUACAUCUGUGUUUCAGAGAAUUUGAGACUUUUUUUAAAAAAAAAUAUUUAUCUGUAUAAUAAAAUAAAAAUUAAAUCCAA